Messenger RNA from Etheostoma spectabile (orangethroat darter), 8133 nucleotides. RefSeq names its product Rho related BTB domain containing 4 (gene rhobtb4). Lineage: Eukaryota; Metazoa; Chordata; Actinopteri; Perciformes; Percidae. The coding region runs from base 607 to 2772 and encodes 721 amino acids. The record is from RefSeq and is a predicted model, not a curated record. The transcript is spliced from 13 exons. Gene Ontology annotation, biological process: small GTPase-mediated signal transduction. Gene Ontology annotation, molecular function: protein binding; GTPase activity; GTP binding.
AGACAACGAGAGAAGGAAAGAGGAGGAGAGGAGAGAGAGAGAGAUUGAGAGAUUGAGAGAGAGAGAGGGAGAAAGAGACAGCAGCGUCAGCCCACUCCCCAGCGAGGACUAAACUUCGGGCGAGAAAUUUGGUGUGACAGACACAAAGGGACGUGGAAAAAGCUCGCAUCAGGACCACAGGCGGACAACAGCCCAGACAGAUCGCAGAGCACAAUAGCGGGGGCCCGCAAACAAGAGCAUGUCUGCUGCUUUUUUUGUUGCAAUGUGCAGCAGUCUUCAUGUAGCCUAAUUACAUUCCUCUUGGCGUCUCUCGGUUGCAUCAGUCGGGAGUCUUUUUCUUCUGUCAGUUCUGUCAGAUCUUCAACCAACACACGCAUUUAAGAAGCGAAGGCGAUAAUUUGACGACGUUCAGACAAGUCCAGGCUGGGACGGAGCAAGUGUUUGAACAUUGUGCUUGUGCCUUGCAGGAGAAGCAAGAGACGAGCGCUGCCCAGAAUAAACUGAAAGGAAAAGAGCAGCGGAGAGGUGUGAACUGAAAGUGGACGUCGAGGGGAAAGACACCUGAACUGAUUCCAGAGGUGAAUGUCUUUCUGAAGGGCCCUCUCCAUGGAUAUAGACACAGACUAUGAGCGGCCCAAUGUGGAAACCAUUAAAUGUGUGGUGGUAGGGGAUAAUGCAGUAGGCAAGACCAGGCUAAUCUGUGCCCGGGCCUGCAAUGCCACCCUCACACAGUAUCAGCUGCUUGCCACCCACGUGCCAACCGUCUGGGCCAUCGACCAGUACCGUGUAUGCCAGGAGGUGUUAGAGAGAUCUCGUGAUGUAGUGGAUGAGGUCAGUGUGUCCCUGAGGCUAUGGGACACAUUCGGGGAUCAUCAUAAAGACAGACGAUUCGCCUAUGGCAGGUCAGACGUAGUGGUGCUUUGCUUUUCUCUGGCUAAUCCCAAUUCCCUGCGCCACGUACGCACUGUGUGGUUUCCGGAGAUCAAGCACUUUUGUCCCCGGACACCCAUCAUUCUGGUUGGCUGCCAGCUGGAUCUGCGCUAUGCCGACCUGGAUGCAGUUAACCGCGCACGUCGACCCCUUGCCAAACCCAUCAAACCAACCGAUAUCCUUCCACCAGAGAGAGGCCAUGAGGUGGCAAAGGAACUUGGGAUUCCCUACUAUGAGACCAGCAUUGUUGCUCAGUUUGGAGUCAAAGAUGUUUUUGACAAUGCCAUCCGAGCCGCCCUGAUCUCCCGUCGUCACUUGCAGUUCUGGAAGUCUCACCUGAAAAAGGUCCAGAGGCCACUUCUCCAGGCUCCCUUCCUGCCUCCUCGCCCACCUCGCCCCAUAGUGGGCAUCCCAGACCCCCCUGCCACAGAGGGCGAGGGCCCUGAUUCUCUUUUCUGCCAGCCACUGUGUACAGAUGUUCUUUUCCUUCUGCAGGGUGGUGGCACUCGCGUCUUUGCACACAAAGUAUAUCUGGCCACUUCCUGCUCCAAGUUCUAUGACCUCUUCACCCUUGAUCUUGGUGGAUCAUGCAUGGGGCCACGGGGGGAGGAACAAGAGAGCAAAGAAAACUUUGAGAGUGGGGAGGAAGAUGAACAGAGCAGGCGCGGCGCUAAAGAGCAAGCUGGGCGCACUAAGAGCCUGGACAUUGAUAAAGAUGGGGUUGAUGGCGGAGUGCGGGGCCUGAAUCGACCCCAGUUGCUCCAGCAGGGCUCUUUGAGGACUUCCCAGAGUGAUAAUGCACUCCCCUCUCGAUCCCACUACUCCCUGGGAGCACUAGGGACUGGUCGAGCACUGUCAGGAUGGGGAAGGGGGUUUCUGAGUGUGUGUCUGGAGCAUGUUGAUGAUCCCAUGACUGGACGACCACGACUCAUGACCGUGGUAGCCAUGGAUGCGCUUAUCCAGGAAGAACCAUUUAAGGCGGUGCUUCAGUAUCUGUACACGGGCAGUCUGGAUGAGGGCCGAGGGGAUCUGAUGCAGGUGGCCACCCUCGCAGAGCUACUUGAGGUGUUUGAUCUGCGGAUGAUGGUGGCCAAUGUUCUCAACAGAGAGAGCUUCAUGAACCAGGAAAUCACCAAGGCUUUCCACGUCCGCAGAGCCAACCGCAUCAAGGAGUGUCUCAAUAAAGGGACCUAUGCUGAUGUGGUGUUCCGACUGGACGAUGGCUGCCUCCCGGCCCACAAGCCCCUGCUCAUCUCCAGCUGCAACUGGAUGGCUGCCAUGUUCCGUGGCUCUUUCAUGGAAAGCUACAUUGAGGAGGUAUCCAUUCCUGACACCAGUGCAGCCUGUAUGCGUGGGACGUUGGAGUUCCUGUACUGUGGAAUGCUCACACCCGGUCCUGGUCUGGAUCCCAUGGAACUAAUUAUUCUCGCCAACCGUCUGUGUUUGCCACGCCUUGUCGCCCUCACAGAACAGCACGCUGUGGACGAGCUUCUCCAGUUGGCAGCAAAAGGAGGUGACAUUGAUGGACAAGUGUUGGCUUACCUCGAGCUUGCACAGUUCCACAAUGCCAAGCAACUAUCAGCUUGGUGUCUCCAUCACAUCUGCACUAAUUAUAAUAGCAUCUGCCGCAAGUUUCCCAAAGACAUGAAGGCCAUGUCUCCAGAAAACCAGAGGCACUUUGAGAAGCAGCGCUGGCCUCCUGUGUGGUUCCUGAAGGAGGAGGACCGCUAUCUGCGCUCUCAGAAGGAGCGCGAGCGCGAGGAGGAGAUCUUGCGCAAGCAACACACCAAACGGGGCUGGUGUUUCUGGAGACACCCGUCCUCCUCUCCGCACAUCUCCUAAAGGGUUUUCCACCACUGACUUCUUUACCCUGAACUGGGUCAUUCUACCCACUAACUCCCAUGUAACGCAUAUAGAGGAGGUCCCCUUUAAAUCCUCUAUCAGUGGAGAAAUGACUCUCAGUGCUAUGCCUGUGCUAUGCCUGAAUGUCAGCACGUUUGGGGGAAUGUAUGUGCCUCUUUAUAAUUGUGGGUGACUUCAUUAGUAUAUUCUGGUAUGCUUGUUUUGACUUAGCUGAAGGGUAUAAGUGUGGAUGUGUGAGUGUACGUUUGCGGUUGGCCUGAUUGAGUGAUGCUUCCGAGUUGAGUGCUUCCCAGACGGGCUGAUCUAUAAGGGCCUGCAGCGCCGCAGUGCAGCCCUUUGUCCCCUCCACAAAAGCUCUGUCCCUCCACCAGCACUCACAGUGUCCAAGCCUUUGAGUGAUUUGCCUGGGAGCAAGGGCUCUUUCUAUUUCUCUCAGUCCACUUCCUUCACAUUGACCUUAAUGACUAUUACACAUUGACCACUGCAGCUCCUCUCGGGGAGCUUACCUCUGCCUUCACUUCUACGCAGACUGUUAGCUGGCACACACAGACCAGUGCAAAAGAUCCACCAUUCUAAAACCAGCACUGGAUUCCCAGGAACUGACACUUAAAAAUGUAAUUAUUGUUUUGCUUUUAUUUGUCCUUUUAUGUAUUUUUUUUGCGCCCUUCUAGGACACUAUUAUCAGGGGAAAUGGCGCACACUACUCCCAGUAAGUGUUGCAAACUUUGAUUGCCAUUGCAACGAUGGGGCUGUUAAUCUAGAGCCCAGGUUAGGGUGUAAGGACAACCCUAUAACCAUUAGCAAGUUGGGAUGCUCUAGUCAGGAGGCUUGAUCAUAGCUAUUAGCCUCCAGUCUAGUAUUGUAUUGGUUCUUGGUGUCCAUCGUUCCUGUGCAUCCCACCCAGUCCUCCUGCACCACAUGCGUGCAAAAAAAAGCAAAAUACACGCUCUCCUUGAUGAGUUGGAUUCACCAAUCUGCACUUCAGAGACAUUCAAAGUGACCAAUCUAUAGCAAUGAUGGGGAUGAAGAGGACUAGCCUUCCUUGAUACCUCUGCCAUUGAGGAAUGAUGGAUGCAGUAUUAAACGCGUUAGUGACGUCCAUGACCACUUGGUUGCAUUGAAGCACCUCAGCCAGCCUGCCUUUACACCCCUACACCACUAGGGGCAGCACUGCUCAGGGCCCCAGCACUAACCUUCACACUAACAGGAGUUUCUGUGCCUGUGAUUGCUUCACUAUAGUUUCAAUCAUUAAAUCAGUAUAACUGCAAUCCUUGCAGUGUUAGGAGAAAGAUAAAGAACAGUGUUGUGAUGAGUAAAAUGGACUGUACGCAACAAUUGAUUUUUCACCUAAUUGUGAAUACCAAAGCUGUGAUUCUUUUGAUCUCAUUCUUCCUCACUUACUUAAUUUCUGCUUCCCUGCUUCCUUUAUUUUCAAGAGCGGAUGAAGGAGAAAAGAGAAAGUGGCUUGUGGGAGAAGGAAGCAGUAUGAUGUAAUAUUUGAAUCCCUCCUGGUGGUGGUGUUUUCAGUCCGUGGUUUCAGGAGAAAAGUGUCACUGCCUUCCAUUCCUCUGGAAUUGAAAAUGGUGCUUACGACACAAUAAGACAGUGUCCACAUGAACACAGACACAUGUGACUUUAAGUUCACAGUUUAAGCGUCUGUCUAGUUGUUUAGUAUUUGCCUGCGAUGAACGUGCAGAAUAGUAAUGAUGGUAUUAAAAUGUGACACUUUUCUUAAACCUUAGAUUUUCUUCUCCAUAUGCUUACAGUCUGUAAGUAUAUAGUCAUAAUAGGUCACUCAUUUUAGAAUGUGUAGAUUUCAGAUUUUGCAUACAGUGGAUAGAAUUUUGUGAUGUCUUUAACUGCUUUUGAAUUCAAAAACAGUGUGGUCUGUUAUGCUUCCUUGUCAACCAGGAAAAUAAUAUUACUUUAGAUUGAAUUUGCAAUUGUGAGUGUUGUCUCAACGGAUUUGAUAUACAAGCUAUAAGAGUGCAAAUCUGAAUUUCUUGUUAAGGGUGCUAAUUUCUUUGGGCUUUAGCACUGAAUGUGAAAACGAGACUUUGUGGUGAUAAGUUUUGUAUUAGCACGUUGUUCUAUUUGUGGGUUUGCGCCCCUCAGCUUUACCCGAGCAACUGUAGGAGAUAGAUUGAUUGUGUGAGACACGUGGUGCGUUCUGCCACUCUCCAUGGGAGGUGUGUUAAAGUCAUGCUCGACUACCCAAAUAGAAGUCCGAUAGGAUCUCACGAGACCCAAGUGGCAAUUAAGGAGAUUCCUCUCUGAAAAGAGUGAAGGUGGAGCAAAAGUGAACUCCGUUUCAGUCAGCAUUACAUGCAACCCACAUCGUUUGGAAUACCACCACGGUUAUUUCAAAGUCAUCCCAGUGCUUUGCUCUGGGAAUUUAAAAAUGAAACCCAAAGAGGUGAAAGCUGGGGGACAGUUUUUUAUGGACUUCCAUGGCCUCCUUUUAGUUUCCCAUAGAAUGGAUGGCUAAUAGAUUUGUCUUAUUGAUUGUUGGUAUGACCCAAUGAACUUCUUAUCUUAGUCUGUGUGCCUUAUAGUUGGACAAAACUAAAAGCUAGUUUGAGAUUUUAGCAAACCUGCAGACAGGUUCUGCCGUGGUUGACAUGAUGGAUAGAGUAGACAAUCUCCAUGAUCAUUUUAAAACUGUAAAACAGAUUAUGGUGUUGCUGGUUAUGCACUCUCAGCCAUUAUCCUUCUUGAGGUUUUUUUCCUGAGCAAACUGGAGCCAUGCCAGUGAAGAAUUGUUAGGCCUGCUGCUUGUUUUUAUGGACGGACAAAUGGCCUUAAAUAAUACUCUUUGUAGACUGUAGUACAGUAGGUUGGUCUAAUCAUAUAGCCUUGUGUAGUAUGUUUUCUACAGUGGUAAUUAUUUGGAUGUAAAAGGACUUGCGUCUUGGUUCAAAAAUCUCCACUGACCAGGUGAUUGUGAGGUAGCAAUUAAAUUGACUAACAGGUUGAUUCCUGUAAUUUAACUUCAAAACCACUGACUUUGGGAAAGCAAAGCUUUUUUUUUAAUGAGCACUGGCUGGCCUGUGUGCUGGGAGAGUGAAACCACUUUGAUGAAAUGUGGUAAAGUUGCAUGGUGGCCUAACUUUGUCAUUAUAAUGACACUUGGUGUUGGAAUGUACUUUCUUCUUUUUUGUUUAUGACUAUACCUUUCUGUGCUUAGCAUGAAUUGUUCCUUAUGUAACUUUUUUUUUUUUUUUUUUUUUAAACCCGAUGAUUGUAGCCUGAUAUUUCCACUUCUCACAAUUUUCCACAACUCAAUAACAUGAAUAACAUGACUUGUCCAGCCUAGUUAGCACUGAAGCCCACACUAUGCGGCUUAAUGCACAACUUAGUUUGCUAUACAAACUCGGCACAGCUCAAGGUAGCAUCACUAAUUAUACAACUUUAAAUAAUAUGCUGGGAUAUUUGCUUGAAAAAGUAAUGCAGAUGAUCUGCUGCAGCUGCGCUGCUGUCCCCUUUAUUUUGUUACUGUAGUUACUAUAAUCAAUCAAGCUUAUUCUUGGGAUUUUGAAGAUAUUGGGAACAGGGCAUACAUCUGAAAAUCAUAAAAAGCUAAAUUUUAAUUGAAAUCAACUAUUGUAAUGCACAUAUUGUAAGAAUGUUCUAAAUGGCUGGAAGCCAGGUAUAAUGUUUGGGCUUUAGGCUGUGUGUAAUGACAGUGGAAUUUGGUGUUUCUGGAGUUACACAGAGGCUUCGGAAUAUCCAGAAAUGUGUUCAGUGUUUCUUAACCUUUGGUCGGGUUCCUAUCUGGGGUCAUUUGGUAUGCAUAUGGGGUGGUGGGAAAUAAAACUGAAAUUAUAAUAUGAAUUACAUUAAAUACUGUGGGUUUUAAAUAUAAUCGCUACUUAUUUGGAUAUUUUAACCUUCAGUUCACAAGAACUUGAGUAUUCUCUUAUUAUUGGUGUAAAUCAUGGGCCAGAAAAGGUUGAGAAACCCUGAUAUACAGCGAGGGAGAGAUGGAGAUGCCAAAUUUCGAACCCUGUUAGCUUUAUUCUUUCCUCAAUAUUUGCUCCACGCUGACCCCAACAGGCCAAAGUCACAUUCUGAUGUUAGGAUUUAGGGUUGUGUUAUUCAUCUGGAUUGUCUUGUUCUAUCGUAUCACGUCCUUUUCACUUUCAGAUUCUCCUCAUUUAUUUGAGGUGGAGCUUUUCUUUCUUCUUAGCCGGCAUGAACUUCCUUUUGAAAUUUGAGGCCUAGUGACUGAGAGAACACGUUAUUUUUAGUCAUUGGUGUCUCCUUUCCUGUGCCUUUUAGUGAAAUCUCGCUCUUUUGGCUCUGUACAGGCUGCAAUGCACCUGCAGCCUUCUGGGUUUUAAAAAAGUUGAUUAAGCCAAGACAAUACACAAGUGAGCACAGAAAUAAAAGUAGGCAGCUUUCUUUAAUGUACAGUAUCUCAGCAUAGUUAAUGGCUAUUUGGGUCGUAGUGAUAACUUCCAAUGAUAACACAUAACGUUCAGUAUGUAAUAUCAUCUAUGCUAAAGCUACGCAACUUAAAUUAUGAAAUGACCAAGAAACCCAGCAAACCAGCAGUUUUAAAAUGUUUUUGCACUUUCAGGUGCCUGCACUUUCUAUUAUGUAGCCUAAUACAACGUUUUUGAUACUUAUGCUAAGUCUUUAUAUUUACCAGUUUUCUUGAUCAAAACUAAAGUAUCUUAUCACUUUUCCAGUUUCUCGUGAUCUGUUUCUCAAAUUCAAUAGAAUACCCUAUUGCUUCCACUAUUUAGCUGCAAUGGACUAUGUUGCAAUCAUGCGUGAAGUCAGUGUAUUCAAAGUUGGGGGAGCAACAUCUGUGGACUACUGGUUGGAUUAAAGGCAGAUAAUAGCUGUGACAACUACACACAUUAUGCUUUAAUGAAGAUAGUUGUUAUCCAAAGUACAGUGUUGAAAAUUUGAGUCACAGCUUGAAUAACCUUUCACCUUAUUCUCACCUUGUUGUAUCUAUUUGCUAGGCUGGUGUAUGCAUAGGACUUUAUGUGCAGAGAGGCCCAGGACAGGGAGAGUGUUCAUAUAGACAUACAUGGUGUGAUUAAUCCCUGGUCUAUACUGUAAUUUUUAAGUGGAUCGUAUAUACUGUAUAGUAUUGUUAUGCACUUUUGUUUCCUUUGACUCAUAUGAGUUUUAUUAACAUUUACUGCUCAUGGUAUCGUGUGUAUUACAAUAAAAAAAAGGCAAAAGAAAGAGCACAUCACAAUCACAAACUAUUAAGGGCUUUCAAGAAAAAACACAACAAUCAGAAUGUUUUGCUGCUGUUGCAAAAAACUGUUUUGAAACUAAAGUUUGUAAUAUUUUUGAACCACUGUGAUUUGUACAAAA